AUGAGUCAGUUUGGUGAAUUGUUGGGUUUGAGUUUGGGAUUGCAGGGAAGAGAAGAAGGGAAAACGAUUCUUGAAUUUUUGAAGGAGAGGAUGGACGGUGUGGAUCGAUUGGAGAGACGCAAGUCACUUGCUCAACGGCUGGGAUUCAAAGGGAUGGGCUGUUGUGGGGCCACUUGGGGUGUACGAGAUUCGGACAUAAGCGUCAUGGACGACGAUGAUCGUUCCUAUGAUUUUGAUUCGGGCCCACCGUUGACAAACAAUCAGACAGAGCAGCAGGCUGAGGAUGUAGAAUCGGGUCGGGUUGACCCGGUUGUCAGUCCGGAUCCGGGUUGUGAAAGUGGAGCUCCGGUCGUGGCGGGGAUGAAUUUAGCGGAUGCGUUGGCCGCCGAACGGCAAUUCCGGGCGGGUGACGAGGGAGAAGACGGGUCGGGUUUGAGUCCGACCCGACCCGAUAAUGUGCCGGAUACGCCGUUGAGGGUGUCGUUGAUGAGACUGUUGGAAGAAACGGACGGCGGAGAUGGGGAGGAGGUGGAAGAGAAAGGGGUGGUGGGGUCCACGGGGAGUGCGGAUUCAGUGUGCUGCGUGUGCAUGGGAAGGAAGAAAGGAUCGGCGUUUAUACCAUGUGGCCAUACUUUUUGUAGGGUGUGCUCGAGGGAGCUGUGGUUGAAUCGAGGGACGUGUCCUCUUUGCAACCGUCAGAUCGUUGAAAUUCUUGAUAUUUUCUGAGAUUUUGCUCUGUGAUCGAUGAAGGUUUGUAUACGCAGAUUUGAUUUACAUUUUUAUGUAUCCCUCGUUGUGAAAAAAAGGCUGGCAAUGUGUGGUUUCUUUGUAAA
Molecule: messenger RNA, 833 nt
Organism: Daucus carota subsp. sativus
Lineage: Eukaryota; Viridiplantae; Streptophyta; Magnoliopsida; Apiales; Apiaceae
Exons: 1
Coding region: 1-726 (241 amino acids)
Source: RefSeq, a predicted model, not a curated record